CCUCACUCUGAGUGCACGUGUCAACGCUGCCCGCAAGCCGGACUGAACGUCACAUUCCUGCAUUCCCUUUUUCCUCAGUCCCCAGGACGUCGGAGUAAUAGCGACCACUAGAUAGCUAAUCCUCUUCCCCACUUUUCUUUGUGAUAAAACACACCCAUGACACGGCGAAUUUGAUCUCAGGAGGUGAUCCCGGGUUCACCAGGAGUCAGAGUCUCUCUUCGGGUCACUUUCCUCCUUCCCUCCCCCUGCUCCCCUAGCAUCCGUCACAGCGCUGGUUGUCAUGGAGAACUCUUCAGUGGCGUCCGCAUCGUCGGAGGCUGGGAGCACACGCUCGCAGGAGAUAGAGGAGCUGGAGCGCUUCAUCGACAGCUAUGUGCUGGAGUACCAGGUGCAGGGGCUUCUGGGAGACAAGGUGGAUGGGGACUUGGACCUGGACAAUGGUGGCAAGGUGCCACAGUGGACAGAUGACUGUAACAACAAGAAAGAUGGCAGCUGGACGUCUUCACGGGGAAGAGGCUCAACCAAGCCAGAUGAGUGGGAUCACAGCAGUAACGGCAGCACAGGUUCCAGGCCCAGUUCAGGUUCCAGACCAGGAUCUGGCUCCCGCUCAGGCAGCAGAGGCAGAAACAACCAAUUCACAUGCCCUGCCAAGAAUGGGAACAGAGAAGGCUCCCUGGACAUCCUGGGGACAGACAUAUGGGCUGCCAACACAAUGGACUCACGCGGCGGUGCCGGUUGGGACGUGCAGCCAGAGAAGCUGGACUUCAGCCAUUUCCACAGGAAACACUUCAGAGGAACGCCAAAGCACCUGCCACACAUCGACAGAGAGGGGAUGAAUAAAAACAAGUUUGAGGAAGAUGACGGCAUAGACAUGAAUGACAUAGAGAGGUUCCUGCCCCAUCUGCGCUCUGUCUUCCCUCCCCUUCCUAAUGAGGCUGAGAUCGCACAAACCAAAAAGCUGUUCCGACGCAGGAGGAAUGACCGACGAGCGCUUGAUCAGUUCACCAGAGACCAGUUAACCAUACUCCUGCCUCACGGCCCUGGGGGAAGGCGGCAUGUCUCAGCCAGGAGACAGCAGCGACCACAGGGAGGAGGAGUAGGAGGUGGUGGAGUAGGAGGAGGAGGAGGUGGAGGGGGCGGAGGAGUGAAGAACCAACCUCAGCUGAUACAACAACAGUCCCCACAGCAUCAGAGGGAUCUAACCCAACAACAAUGUCAAAACCAACAGCAGCAGAAUAUACCGGAACAGGGAGAUAACAGAAACAGUAGUGCCGGUCGGCCGCCGCGCCAGUACCAGGGGGGGCAUGGGCAGCGCCAGGGAGGACCCCCGCACCACGGAUACAGCCAGAACAGGCGCUGGCACCCCAAUCAGAAAGUUCAGGGAUACGGACAGACGAACGUUACAGGGGAUAAAGGAGUACCCCCGAGAACAACCAAAGACAAACAGACUGAGAAUGUAAAACCAGGUGAGGAGCAGAUCAGUGCACCUCAAGACUUCAGAAGUCCCACUGAAUCCCCCAGACCUGAGUCCGCACCAAACACAAAUGCUUUCCCACAACCGACAGUUAAAAAGGAAUCUCCCGACCCACCAGGAAGUAGAAAGGCAAGCGAGGGCCAGUCGGAGCGGCCCAAAAUCGACUUGCUGCAGUCGUCAAAGGAGAGGCUGAGGAGGAGACUAAAGGACAAGGAAGAGGCUGGUGUGGAGGCGUCGGGCCCCGGCUCACAGAGCAUGGACCGGCUGGUGGAGCUCCUCAACAGCAUGAGGAGCAACAGCAGCGGGGUGGAGCAGCAGCUGGCCUCCUUCAUGGAGGAGGCGCAGAAUUCGGCGCGGUGCGAGGAGACCCUGGCUCAGGUGGUCAACACCCUCUACUCCAAAGCCGUGUCGGACAGGAGCUUCGCCGCCACAGCCGCCAAGCUCUGUGACAAGAUGGCGCUGUUCAUGGUAGAGGGGACCAAGUUCAGAUCUCUGCUGCUCAACAUGCUGCAGAGGGACUUUGCCCGUCGAGAGGAGCUCCAGCAGUCGGAUGUGGAGAGGUGGUUAGGUUUCAUCACCUUCUUGUGUGAGGUGUUUGGCACCAUGAGGAGCAGCUCUGCGGACCCUUUCAGAGUGCUGGUGUGUCCCAUCUACACCUGCCUACGAGAGCUAUUGGAGUCCACUGAUGUGAAGGAAGAUGCAGUGCUGUGCUGUUCAAUGGAGCUCCAGAGUAUGGGGCGCCUCCUGGAGGAGCAGCUCCCUGAGAUGAUGACGGAGCUCCUCGCCGCCGUCAGGGACAAGAUGCUGAGCCCGGGCGAGUCGCCGCUGACCCGCUCUCUCCUCAUGGAGGUCAUCGAGCUGCACGCGCACCACUGGAACCCCCUGGAGGCCCUCACCACCCAAUACUACAACCGCACCAUCCAGAAGCUCACCACCUCCACUGCCUAGGUGCCAGAGAGGAGACCCCCCCCCCCUCCGUUGCCCCCGGAAACAUUUUCCAGUUGAGCAUCAAUGUGCUCUUCCACUUUUACCAAAACAUAGGAAUUUAACAACACUCUAAAUAAAUACAUGCUUUACGUUUUUUUGUACAUUUCACUAAUUUCUCCAAGAUGGGUGACCACUACCGCAAAAACACAAACAGACUAAUCACUAAACAGGACCCCUGACCCAUCAAGGCAACACUACAUGUGGCGUUCAAACAAUGAAAAGUGUAUUUGACACACAACAGCAGCGUAUAUGUGGCCAGUAGGGGCCACACAGGGCUGGCCACUGAGGGAUAUCGAAGGGGGGGGGGGCGAGACAACAGAGGGGUCACACAGGGGAGAGGAGGAGAGGGCAGCAGCAGCGUGCCCGUAGGGAAUAGAGCGAUUCGUACCCAAAGAUGAAUGGAGGAGGAGGGGGGGGUCAGGGUAGUCCGUGUCAGUCUCUUCAUUGUGCUCAUUUCCCCACCGCCCUCCCCCUUCUCUCUGUCUCCUUCUCCCCCCCCCCCCCCCCCCCUCCUCUGUCUCUCCCUCAGCCCCUGGGGUCUGUGUGGCUGAUAAAAGAGAGAGAGAGAGGAGGAGCAGGCGGCAGGGAGCAGACACGGUGCUGUCUGUCUGGGACCGGGUCAAAGGGUCUCACUGUGGAGCUCCCCAGCUCCCACAGCUCCUCCCCCCCUUUGUCUCCCCCAGCCCCCCCCCCCCCCCCAGCAGGAAGCCUUUCUGUGGGGGUGAGACAGCGGGCCUGCUGGGCCUGGCUGGGCGGAGGAUAAGGAUCAGGCUGGCUGGAGCUGGGUGGCAGAUGGCUGCUUGAGCCCAUGUGAGACGACACACCCCUCUGGCACCCUGCCCCCCCCCCCUCCCCAGCUCGGCCCGGUGUCGCCAAUAGAAGCAGUAGAUAUAUUGGGGGGGGGGGGGCAUUAGAAAAGCAUUAAAACAAAACACUGCUGUCUGAUAUUUCUUUUGUUUGGUCCUACAGAGAAUGGCCUCUCCCACUCUGUGUAGCCGUGCAUGUACAUGCUUUGUUCACCACAUCUUUGAUAUUGUUAUUAUAUUAUUUUUUUAAUCCUUUAGUGUUUUUGUAAAGUCUUGUUUUUACGAUGAAAUGUAUGUAUGAGAUAGUAGCGGUAGGCCUUAUUGCACAGAUUUGAUUUGUUUGCACUGUUUUGCUUUUUCAUUCAAAAAGAGGCAAAAGUUUGAAUCAUCAGUGCGCAUGGAUUCAUAUUGAGAUCUCAGUAGAGACCAAUGGGUUCAGCAUAGUGAGGGAUUUUAGUAUGUUUUAAUGGACUAGUGGCCUUGUCGUGUAUCCAUCUUUAUAGGAGCUCUCGUGUUCAGCAGAGGGCAUGCUGAGGAAAAAGAAUGUUGGACUUAUAUAAACUGUUAUGUUGCUGAAGAACAAAUCAGUUGAAGAGAAAAAAAAAUGAUGUCCAAACACUAAAAAGAGCAUGGCACAAAGAGAAGUGAAAUGCUUCUUUCAAAAAAAGAUUCUCCUACUCAAGCCAUUCUUUGCAGUGGACAUUUUGCAAGUGUUUAACAUUGACUGUAUUUGCUUUGAUUUCCAGGAAAAUGACUAUUAACAUGUGUAUCUGAAGAUGACAUUGAGGAAAAGAAGAAAUGUUGUAUGACCUCAUUAGCUAGUCUUAUGUGACCCUUAUUCCAGCUACUGUGUGAAUUAUGAUAUCAACGUACCAAGCCAAUCAUGUACCAUUUGUAAAUGGGCUUUAUAUAUAAUCUGCUUACAGUAUAUUUACAAGUAUUUAAAACCAUUGGGAUCGAGGAGGACAGUGCAACCGAGAUGUGACACACAGGAAGACUGGUUGUGUGGCUAGAGUUUGGCUUUUCCAUGCAUUUGUUUCAGGAAAUAGCUUUGUUUUGGGAGUCGUCACGCACACACACACACACGCACAUCCAUACUUAGUUUCCCAUUGAAUCUCUGUGGGCAGUUUUAAGUGUUUUUUAUAUAAUUUUCUCUGUCUUGCAUCAAGAAUUAAGAUCCUGUGUGGUAGAAACACAACCCAGAAGAUGAGUUAGAUGAAAGGUGAAUAAUGCUCACAAAUGUUUUUUUGAGGUGCAGCCUAAUCGUCUGUAAGCGUGUGUCUGCUUAAGGAGUUGUUUGUUUUAUUGUCUUUGUUUUGUUUCUAGGUUUCUAUUUAAAUUAUAUUUAGCUCAUUUAUAUAUAUUUCCCAUCUGGUGGGUUUUUUUCAAGACAUGAAACCGUUGUGAUACCUAGCUUGCUGUGUAAGUGUGGUAUUACCGUGUUUUAGCAAAUGGAAAAAAAGACCCACGGUGAGUUUUCAUUAUGCAAAGAGCGACUGGCUCUCACAGCAGAUGGGGGCAGGUGGGGAUCGCCCCCCCUCGUCUGUGGCUCUGGAGCCCCCCCCCCACCCCGCGUGCCCUUAGACCCCUCUGCACGGGUCACAUGACUUACUCGACGAUUGAAUGAGACACCCCUUCAUUUGCAUAUUCUCAUGAAUAUUGAAAAGCUAGAUUGGCAAUUGUGGGUCAUCUCGUGAGCUGUUUGUUUUGUUUUUCUAAGCAACUGAAAAAAAUAAACUAACAGGAAAAAAAAUGAU
This is a messenger RNA of Trematomus bernacchii (emerald rockcod), 5024 nucleotides long. It is a transcript of the gene ctif, whose product is annotated as CBP80/20-dependent translation initiation factor. Gene Ontology annotation, cellular component: cytosol. Gene Ontology annotation, molecular function: protein binding; RNA binding; translation activator activity. The coding region runs from base 281 to 2422 and encodes 713 amino acids. Gene Ontology annotation, biological process: regulation of translational initiation. The transcript has 14 exons. The record is from RefSeq and is a predicted model, not a curated record. NCBI's taxonomy places the organism in Eukaryota, Metazoa, Chordata, Actinopteri, Perciformes, Nototheniidae.